Sphaeroforma arctica JP610 is the source of this 228-nucleotide messenger RNA. RefSeq lists its product as hypothetical. The record is from RefSeq and is a predicted model, not a curated record. The transcript has a single exon. Lineage: Eukaryota; Ichthyosporea; Ichthyophonida. The annotation marks the transcript as partial.
AUGUCGCACGAAGUCGGAACAUCGAGCCCAAAUGACAAAGUAAUCAAUCAAGGACACAUCCGAAAUACACGAGAAAGUAUAGGACCCACUCAAACCGCACACGAGCACAAUAAUUCAAAUGCGAAAGGAACGCAAGAGAUGAGUGAGCUGAGUCUCAACAGUUUUGAAGAUUCGUCGACCAAUAUCAGCUCCGUUACAUUGCCCGAGUACACAUUUGAAGACGAUGCG